AUGCAUGCCGGUAGAAGCCAGGCUAUCCCGGCGCCCGCACCGUCCUCUCAACAGCCGCACGUCUCCUUUCGGCCGCCUGAACCUCCGCUUGACUCUGGUGGUCGAAGGGAUAGCCUUUUCGGUGUGGGCGAUCUAGGUGAGGGAUCCUCUCAGUUACCGCGUGUCGUCUUUCGGCCGCCUGAACCUCCGCUUGACUCUGGUGGUGAAAGGGAGCUCAGUGAGCUUGUUUCGGGUGAGGAUGAUCUAGUGGCCCCUACUUGCUAUGUUGUAAGCGUCGAAGAGGUGCCCGACGAAUACGACACCGCACCCAAGCAAGGCGCCCGGAUUCCCGGCUCCCAAGCCAACCGUUUCAGCAUGGACUCAGACGACGAGGGAGACCCAAUGCAGACUGACAGCAAUGCCGCCGGUCCUUCCACCUUCCCUCCUGACCACGACUCCAUGGACCGGGAGCGCUGGGAGUACCCUGAGGAGUCGGCCGACGAGCCUCCGCGCGCUCGUACUCCGCCGUGA
Letharia columbiana is the source of this 510-nucleotide messenger RNA. RefSeq lists its product as uncharacterized. Bases 1 to 510 code for a protein of 169 amino acids. The transcript is spliced from 2 exons. The record is from RefSeq and is a predicted model, not a curated record. NCBI's taxonomy places the organism in Eukaryota, Fungi, Ascomycota, Lecanoromycetes, Lecanorales, Parmeliaceae.